Aspergillus udagawae is the source of this 735-nucleotide messenger RNA. RefSeq lists its product as uncharacterized. The transcript has 2 exons. The record is from RefSeq and is a predicted model, not a curated record. Gene Ontology annotation, molecular function: cellulase activity. NCBI's taxonomy places the organism in Eukaryota, Fungi, Ascomycota, Eurotiomycetes, Eurotiales, Aspergillaceae. Gene Ontology annotation, biological process: polysaccharide catabolic process. Bases 1 to 735 code for a protein of 244 amino acids.
AUGAGAUUCUCUCUGCCUAUUCCAGUGUUCCUUGGAGUCUUGGGUUCUGCAGUCAGUGGUUCAGCACUAUCUAAACGGGACCUUUGCGGACAGUGGGACUCGGUCUCCGCCGGAGCCUAUACUAUUUACCAGAACCUCUGGGGUGAGCAGAGCGCUACAUCUGGGUGGCAGUGCACCGGCUUGGACUACCAGGGUGAAGGUGUGAUAUCGUGGCACACGUCCUGGAACUGGCAAGGAGGUCCAAGCAGCGUAAAGUCUUACGCCAAUGCGGGUUACACUUUUGGUGCAAGGCAACUUAGUUCCAUUUCGAGUAUACCGACUAUCUGGAAAUGGAGUUACACUGGUUCUAAUAUUGUUGCCGAUGUUGCUUAUGAUAUAUUCACCAGCUAUUCUCCCGGGGGCUCUACGGCAUAUGAGAUCAUGAUCUGGCUUGCUGCUAUUGGCGGUGCUGGCCCAAUAAGCAGCACGGGUUCACCAGUCGCUACAGUCACAAUUGCUGGAACUCCAUGGGACCUCUUCAAAGGCCCGAAUGGGGCUUCGACUGUCUUCAGCUUCGUCGCUCACAGCGAGCAGACUUCAUUCAAUGCCGACAUUCUCGACUUCUUCAAGUACUUGAUUCAGAGCCAGGGCUUGCCCUCCAGCCAAUAUGUGAGCGGCAUCGCUGCUGGGACCGAGCCAUUCACUGGAACGAAUGCUCAGUUGACAACUGGUGAGUAUAUCAUUGCAGUCAACUAA